AUGUCAGUUUAUGACUUUAUGAGUAAAAACUAAAAAUGUGUUUAUAUAUACUCUUUGCUAAAAAUUAGAAAAAUAAACAGUAAUUUUAAUAAAUACUAAAACUAAAGUAUCUACUACUAUCUUACAUAAACUUGAUUAUUUUUAAGUAGUACUAAUAACUCAUCAAUACCAAACCAUCUCUUGAUAACAAACAAUAUAAUAUCAUAAAUCAUAAUGGUUAUGAAACGCGGCGCUUUGGUAGUUAUCGAAGGUGUGGACAGGACCGGCAAGACUACACAAUGCAAGAAGCUGGUUGAAAGUCUUCGUAGUAAAGAAAUACCAGCUGAGUACACAAACUUCCCGAAUAGGACUUCAGAAAUUGGAAAAGUGAUCAACAGUUAUCUGACAUCAAAAAAAGAAUUACCAGAUGAAGCUAUUCACUUGCUGUUCUCAGCCAACCGUUGGGAGAAAGCUAACCAUUUAAUCAAAUUGCUGGAAAGUGGCACCACAGUUAUCGUGGAUAGAUAUUGCUUUUCAGGUGUUGCCUUUUCUGCUGCAAAAGGGCUAGAUGUGAAUUGGUGCAAAGCCCCAGACGCAGGUCUGCCCAAACCAGACAAAGUAUUCUUCCUUAAUAUGUCACUAGAGAAUGCUCAGAAAAGAAAUGGAUUUGGGAAUGAAAGGUAUGAAGUUCUGGAUUUUCAAAAAAAAGUAGUGGAUGCAUAUAUGCAACUGAAAGAAGAGAACUGGGAACUAUUAGAUGCCAGCAGGUCAAUGGAAACGAUUCAAGAUGAGUUGCUACACAAAACAACUUCUAUCAUAGAAAACGUUGGAAACAAACCAAUUGAAAAAAUUUGGAUAUAAUAAUAAUUAUAAGACACUAGUUAAUUUAAGAAAUUAAAAAUAAAUGUGUGAAUAAACUGUGAUAGGCUUAAAUAAUAUAAAUUAUGA
This is a messenger RNA of Maniola jurtina (meadow brown), 927 nucleotides long. RefSeq names its product thymidylate kinase. Gene Ontology annotation, biological process: dUDP biosynthetic process; dTDP biosynthetic process; dTTP biosynthetic process. Gene Ontology annotation, cellular component: cytoplasm; nucleus; cytosol. Lineage: Eukaryota; Metazoa; Arthropoda; Insecta; Lepidoptera; Nymphalidae. Gene Ontology annotation, molecular function: ATP binding; dTMP kinase activity. The transcript is spliced from 6 exons. The record is from RefSeq and is a predicted model, not a curated record. Bases 214 to 840 code for a protein of 208 amino acids.